Molecule: messenger RNA, 1007 nt
Organism: Microtus oregoni (creeping vole)
Lineage: Eukaryota; Metazoa; Chordata; Mammalia; Rodentia; Cricetidae
Gene: Hyi
Product: hydroxypyruvate isomerase (putative)
Exons: 8
Coding region: 15-857 (280 amino acids)
Biological process (GO): glyoxylate metabolic process
Molecular function (GO): hydroxypyruvate isomerase activity
Source: RefSeq, a predicted model, not a curated record
CGCCUUCCGCCCACAUGGCUCCGCUACGCUUCUCGGCCAACGUUUCAUGGCUGUUCCCGGAGCUCCCCGGGCUGCCCGAGCGGCUGCAGGCCGCGGGCCGUGCGGGCUUCGAGGCGGCCGAGGUGGCCUGGCCGUACGCCGAGCCGCCCCAGGCGCUGGCAAGCGCUGCACGGGCCGCGGGGCUAAGGCUGGUGCUCAUCAACACGCCGCGGGGAGACCAAGAGAAGGGGGAGAUGGGGCUGGGGGCUGUCCCCGGGAGACAGGCGGCCUUCCGAGAGGGGCUGGAGCAGGCUGUGCUGUACGCCAAGGCUCUGGGCUGCCCCAGGAUCCACCUGAUGGCUGGCCGAGUACCCCUCGGGGCUGACCGAGCAGCAGUCAAGGCGGAGAUGGAGACAGUGUUUCUGGAGAACCUGAGGCACGCGGCUGGGGUUUUGGCUCAGGAGAACCUCGUGGGACUGCUGGAGCCCAUUAACACCCGAAUCACGGACCCCCAGUACUUCCUGGAUACACCCCAGCAGGCGGCAGCCAUCCUGCAGAAGGUUGGGAGACCCAAUCUUCAGUUGCAAAUGGACGUGUUCCACUGGCAGAUCAUGGAUGGGAAUCUGACAGGAAAUAUCAGGAAGUUCCUGCCCAUUGUUGGGCAUGUGCAGGUGGCACAGGUCCCAGACCGAGGGGAGCCAGGCAGCUCAGGAGAGCUGGACUUUUCUUACCUGUUCCAGCUGCUAGAAGAUGAAGGUUACCAAGGAUUUGUGGGCUGCGAGUAUCGGCCUCAAGCUGUGCCUUCACACCCGCGUGCGCAGUGUCCACCUUCUGGGAUACUGCUGAGACGCAGAUCCCCAGACAGUGGUGGAGGGUGAGCACCUGUGUUUCAGUGGGCUGAGUGCCACACUUCGUGUCUGCGACCUCAAGCCAAGGCGUGUCACUUCCCAGCAAUUAUGCACUCGGGCUCACUACCCACCGCUCAGAGGUUUUAAAGGCUAUCAGUGUGGCCCAGCUCCAGCAAGACA